Molecule: messenger RNA, 537 nt
Organism: Cylicocyclus nassatus
Lineage: Eukaryota; Metazoa; Nematoda; Chromadorea; Rhabditida; Strongylidae
Source: the annotation of a GenBank genome assembly
AUGGAAAUGAGGAAGGCGAAGAAGAGAGCUGAUGAGAUGGGGAGAAAGCGGGAGAUAAGGAAUUCUGUUUGGAUGAUGCUCAUAUUCCAGAGUUUUUCCGUGGUUGUCUCCACUCCCAUACUCCAAGCCUCAAAUGGACUCUAUUGGCACAUGUGUGAUUGUUGGAAACCCAUCUGCGCUGCCCAGCUGCAUAGUUUGAGGCUCAUCCUGACGAUAUUAUUGUUGAUGGAGUCUGUACUUUCCGUUUCUUCUUGCAUACUACCCAUUUCCAUAAGAUUUAGGCAGACAACCUUCACUUUCACUUUUCAACAAACCCACAGUCUUCUUCACGAAAUCGUCAAUUUUUUGGUUCGAAAUGUUCCAGCAAUAGUCGCCAACUAUUGGUGUCUAUCAAGGAACUGUUAUUCGUGUGACUGUUUCGAAGGUGAUACUGACUUUCCUAGCACUGGAGACGAUUUAUUAUUACGAGAACACGAAAUCAGGAUAAGACUAUAUCAACAUCUGCGGGUAUUGAGACAAUGCCCUUCAAGCAGGUAA